CAGGAGUGAUCAGCGAGUUUUAUUAAAAGCCCCGAUUGCCUGAAAGGCCUCCUUGUCUGAGUUGGAAAUGAAAGGGGCAUGUUAAGAUCUCGGGGCACGUUGUCGGGACCUCUUGCCCUGUCCCUUGGACUAUGAGCUGACACUCCUGCAGGAAGCACAAAAGCCCCCUUUUGUUUAAGAGAUUUCGCCAGUGGACGGACACGCUAGCUCCCUGUCAGCAUGGACUCUCUGGGCUGCGGUGGGCUGAAUGCCCUGCUGCUGCUGCUGCUGCUCCUGCUGGGCUGGGCCAGCCCCACCUUCAUCAGCAUCAACCGCGGGCUGAGAGUGAUGAAGGGCCACUCCGCCUUCCUUUCCCGAGAGGACCUGGAGUUUGCCGUCCCCAAAGAGAAAGAUGCUUGCAAGGUGGAAGUUGUGAUAAAUGAGCCAAUCACCCAAAGGGUUGGGAGACUCACCCCACAGGUAUUUGACUGCCAUUUCCUUCCCAAUGAAGUAAAAUAUAUUCACAACGGUUGUCCAAUUCUUGAUGAAGACACAGUGAAGCUUAGACUUUACAGAUUUACUGAAACAGACACCUUCACGGAAACCUUUAUUCUGUGGGUCUAUCUCCUGGAACCAGACUGCAACAUCAUCCGUAUGAGUAACAAUGUGCUGGAGGUGUCUGAAUUCUAUGGCCUGUCCCGAGCAAUUGAUAAGAACACGCUGAGAUUUGAUUAUGAUGGCACGGCGAGCCUGGAGUGCACGGUCAGGCUGGACCCUGUGGGGACCUGGCUGCCCACCCACGGCCAGGUGGUCCAGGUGGUCCAGGUGGAGCCUCAGCCAGAAGAACCUCGGGGAGAUCAGCCACACAGUUUAUUCCCUGAGUCCCAACUGGGAACAGAAUUGAGGUGUCCAGGUGGAAACUGUAUCCUAGAACUGAAGAAAAUAGGCAGUCUCAAAGUGAGCUGUGAGGAGUUCCUGCGGAUGGGGCUCCGAUAUCAACAUCUGGAUCCUCCUUCACCCAACAUUGAUUACAUCUCCAUCCGACUGGAUCUCACAGAUAGCAGGAGUAAAGUCAUAUACAAGUCAGAGAGUGCGUGGUUGCCAGUUCACAUCAGAGCUGGCAUUCCUAACCAAAUUCCUAGGGCUGCGUUCAUGUCCAUGUUUAUUCUGGAAGUGGAUCAGUUCAUCCUAACCUCUUUGACUACAUCAGUUCUGGACUGUGACGAUGAUGAGACUCCCAAAUCCUUGCUGGUGUUCAACAUUACUAACCCCCCACGCCAGGGCUAUGUGACUCAUCUGUUGGAUCACACCAGACCCAUCUCUUCAUUCUCCUGGAAAGAUCUAAGUGACAUGCAGAUUGCCUACCAGCCACCAAAUGGCAGCCAUUCCGAGAGGAGAAAUUAUGAGAUGGAGUUGGAGGUAUCUGACUUCUUCUUUGAAAAGAGUGCACCUAUUACAGUACACAUCUCCAUCAGAGCAGCAGAUACAAAUGCCCCACGAGUAUCCUGGAACACAGGUCUGAAUCUCCUGGAGGGGCAGUCUCGGGCCAUCACUUGGGAACAGUUUCAGAUUGUAGACAAUGAUGACAUUGGGGCAGUCCAUCUAGUCACAGUUGAUGGCCUGCAGCAUGGACGGCUUACAGUAAGAGGGGGGAAAGGAUUUCUCUUUACUGUUGCUGACCUUCAGGCUGGAGCUGUUCGCUAUCAUCACGAUGACAGUGACUCCACCAAAGACUUUGUGGUCUUCCGGAUAUUUGAUGGCCAGCACAGCAUCCGCCACAAGUUUCCCAUUAACAUCUUGCCCAAAGAUGAUAGUCCCCCAUUCCUCAUAACCAAUGUUGUGAUUGAACUGGAGGAGGGGCAGACCAUAUUAAUCCAGGGUUCCAUGCUGAGAGCUUCAGACAUGGACUCUAGUGAUGACUACGUCUUCUUUAAUAUCACAAAACCACCUCAGGCUGGAGAAAUCAUGAAGCAGCCAGGGCCAGGACUGAUAGGCUAUCCUGUCCCUGGGUUUCUUCAGAGGGAUCUGUUUAAUGGGAUCAUUUACUAUCAUCAUUUUGGUGGAGAAAUCUUUGAAGAUUCUUUUGAAUUUGUCCUGUGGGACAGCCACGAACCUCCAAAUCUCUCAGUGCCUCAGGUUGUGAUAUUCCAUAUCACACCAGUAGAUGACCAGCUUCCAAAAGAGGCUCUUGGAGUUUCUCGGCAUUUGAUUGUCAAGGAGACUGAGGUGGCCUAUAUAACUAAGAAACAUCUACAUUUUAUAGACACAGAAUCAUAUGACAGGGAGCUGCUCUACACAGUAACAGAUCCUCCAUUUUUCUCCUCCAGCCCCAGACACUUGGAUGCUGGGAAAGUAUUCAUGGUGGACAGCAUACCAAAGCUAACCAAAAAUCCUGCAGCUGUGGGGCUGAGGUCAUUUACUCAGCAUGCUGUGAACUAUAGGAAAGUGGCCUAUAUGCCACCCAUGGAAGAUAUAGGUCCCCACCUCUGUCAUGUCCAGUUUACAUUUUCCGUCAGUAACCAACAUGGUGGCACUUUGCACGGGAUCUGCUUUAACAUUACAAUUCUUCCAGUGGACAAUCAAGUUCCUGAGGUAUGUACACUGUCUGUUAUGGAGGAAGAAAAGGAGUCAGGACCCAAGGAAAGUGAAAAAAGAUUUCCUGGAAAUGGCAACUUGUCUUUAGGUUCUUUUUAAGAGUUUUUUUUCCCAGUUACAGUGUAGAUUUAAAAAAACAAAA
Molecule: messenger RNA, 2716 nt
Organism: Choloepus didactylus (southern two-toed sloth)
Lineage: Eukaryota; Metazoa; Chordata; Mammalia; Pilosa; Megalonychidae
Product: FRAS1-related extracellular matrix protein 1-like
Exons: 12
Coding region: 220-2673 (817 amino acids)
Source: RefSeq, a predicted model, not a curated record